AUGGCAAAGCUGGCUGCAGUACUUACAGUGAUGGCAUUAGCAAUGGCAGUCUCAAACGCAGAGGAAGAUGCAGUGAAGGCAAUGACAACGGCACCAAGGAGAAGUAGCAGGUUUCUUGAUGAGAUAAUAAUGGGCAACGGAGGAAGGAGCAAGAGAUGCAGGCCUCACCUUCAUAUCUGCGACAAGGAUGAUGUUAUUGGCUAUCUCAAAUCUCGCUGCUGUGACUUCCAUUGUACCAAUGUCUUAACAGAUCGCAACAACUGUGGAGGAUGCCUCACUGUGUGCUCUUUUGGUUUUCAAUGCUGCAAUGGGCGGUGCCUCAAUGUGGCUUACGAUAAAAACCACUGUGGCAGUUUCAUGGGUGAUAUAGUUUGUUAUGUUCUCUUGGUGGGAAUUAUCAGGGAACUUCAGAGUUUGUUAGAUCCUACUGUUCAGUGA
Messenger RNA from Cryptomeria japonica (Japanese cedar), 438 nucleotides. Its product is annotated as stigma-specific STIG1-like protein 2. The transcript has 2 exons. The record is from RefSeq and is a predicted model, not a curated record. The coding region runs from base 1 to 438 and encodes 145 amino acids. Lineage: Eukaryota; Viridiplantae; Streptophyta; Pinopsida; Cupressales; Cupressaceae.